AAAGAUGGCAGGUGCCAAAUCCGCGUCGGUGUUGUGUCUGGAUGUUGGGUUCUCCAUGUCCAACUCAGCCCCGGGGGAGGAGCCUCAUUUUGAACUUGCCAAAAAAGUCAUUCAGAAGUUUGUCCAGCGCCAGGUUUUUGCAGAGACCAAGGACGAACUGGCUUUAGUUCUGUUUGGCACAGACUCCACCAAGAACUCACUGGACCAGGACGGCCAGUACCAGAACAUCACGGUGCAUCGUCACCUUAUGAUACCGGAUUUCGAGCUUCUGGAGGAAAUAGAGAAUCAGGUCCACCCAGAGAAUCAGCAGGCUGAUUGGCUGGAUGCUCUUGUUGUGUGCAUGGAUCUCCUGCAGACAGAAACAGAGGGUAAGAAGUAUGAUCGUCUCAACAUUUCCCUCCUGACUGACCUCAACACUCGGGCCAGCUCAGAGCAGAUAGACGUUAUCAUUGAAAACUUGAAACAAGCUGGCAUCACCCUGCAGUUUUUCUUGCCUUUCCCUGUCGAGGAUGAUGAAGAGAGUGGACGAGAUGCGGGCAGAGGAAGCCCAGGUCACCCGGGCAUGGGCAAAGGUCUGUCCGACGAACAGAAGAGCAGCGUCGACAUUGUGAAACACAUCAUGCUAAACCUCGAUGAGGAGAACGGCCUGGAUGAAGUUUACUCCUUCAGGAAUGCAAUUGAGCAGCUGUGCAUGUUCAAGCGUAUCGAGAGGAAACCCAUGGCCUGGCCCUGUCAGCUGACCAUCGGCAGCUGUCUGCCCAUCCGCAUUAUUGGAUACAAAGCAGUGACAGAAGAGAGACUUAAGAAAUCGUGGACUACAAUUGAUGCUCAAUCCAACAAGAAAGACGACGUGAAGAGGGAGACUGUCUAUUGUCUGGAUGAUGACAAUGAGACAGAGGUGCAGAAGGAUGAUACCAUCCAAGGUUUUCGUUAUGGAAGUGAUAUUGUUCCCUUCUCCAAAGUAGAUCAAGAACAGAUGAAAUACAAGCACGAUGGGAAGUGCUUUGCUGUCCUUGGCUUCACCAAACAGAACACGAUACGUCGCCAUCAUUUCAUGGGGACUCAAGUCAUCAAGGUGUUUUCUGCCAAGGAUGAUGAGCAUGCAGGAGUUGCGCUGUCCGCUCUCAUCCGAGCGUUGGAUGAACUCGACAUGGUGGCCAUUGUACGUUACGCCUAUGACCGGCGCAGCAACCCUCAAGUGGGAGCAGCCUUCCCCUGCAUCAAGAAGGACCAUGAGUGUCUGAUCUACGUCCAGCUGCCUUUCAUGGAAGACCUCAGACAUUUUUCAUUUCCUUCUCUUGAAAACAACAAAAAGUUCACUCCGUCGGACGCUCAGCUGUCUGCUGUGGACUCUCUCAUUGACUCCAUGAUGUUGUCAGAAGAGAAUGAUAAUGGAGAGCAAGAGGACAUGUUCAAGGUCCACCACAUUCCCAACCCUGCCUUUCAGAGACACUUCCAGUGUCUGCAUCAUCGGGCUGUGAGCCCCGGCACCCCUCUUCCCCCCAUGGAGGCAUGGCUGAAGGCUGCUCUUGAAUGCCCUGAGGUCAUUGCUGAACGUUGCCAGGGACCACUCGAGGAGGUGAAGAGGAAGUUUCCUCUCACAGAAGUGGAGAAGAAAAAGAAGCUGAAGACGAGUGCACAGAUUUUUGGCAAAGACUCUGGGGAGCCAGAUGCCAAGAUGGCAAAAGGAGACGAAGAGGAAGAUUAUAACCUGGCUGACAUUGCCGAAGGCUCAGUUACUUCGGUGGGAAGCGUGGCUCCAACAAAAGACUUCCGGACUCUGAUCAAGAAGAAGUGUCUUCCAUUCGGAGAGGUCUGUCAGCAACUGAUUUGCAGGCUGGAGCAGUUGCUUAGCAACAAGAACACAUCGUACUUCAUGAAAAGCAUCACCUGUAUCCUGGCUUUUAGAGAGCAGUCUGUUGAGCUCGGGGAUGCCAAUCUGUACAAUGGCUACCUGCGGUCCCUGAAGAAGAGCAUCCCAAACAGAGGGCUGGAGGUCUUCUGGGACCUGCUUGUUCAAGAUGCUGUAACUCUGAUCAGCAAGGACGAGGUUAAAGGAAGCAGUGUAUCCAAAACCGAAGCUGAUCAGUUUCUGGUUACUGAGGAGAAGAUAAAGGAGGCAGCUGCACCACCAGCUGAUACUGGAGAUGUUGAUGACUUGCUGGACAUGAUGUAACAGUGGAAGCACGGGGAGCAUCUGCAGUGGAAGAAUGGAAUCAUUCAGCUCGGCCAGACCAAACUAUUUCAGCCAGCCAUUGUUCUACCUCCCACUUUUGGACCCAUGACACUUCUCUCACUGAGUAACUGCAUACAUACUGCAUAGACCAAUGUUUAAUUUAGCUACAUUUUAUACCCGUACUGCAUGAAAUACUUUGUUGAGGGCUUUAGGUGUGUUUUGUCUUAAAUGUCAAAAUGAUUACAAAAAUUAUCCUGUUCUAAUUCCAUGGGAAUUUUCAGUAAUGUUGGAAGUGAGUAAUUUAAAUCAUAAGAUGUAUGUGUAUGAGUGAAAAAUCCUUUGUCAUUUUACACAAGACAUCACUGCCAUGUUCAAGAAACUGCAGGUUUAUUAUCUUAACGCUUAAUGCUCAACUUGUACUUUGAUUUGUAUAACAAAACAUGAUAAAUAAAUACAGUUUCCUGACAAAUGUAGAAAA
Pseudoliparis swirei is the source of this 2654-nucleotide messenger RNA. It is a transcript of the gene xrcc5, whose product is annotated as X-ray repair complementing defective repair in Chinese hamster cells 5. Gene Ontology annotation, biological process: cellular response to gamma radiation; DNA recombination; cellular response to X-ray. Gene Ontology annotation, cellular component: nucleus; Ku70:Ku80 complex. The transcript has 21 exons. The record is from RefSeq and is a predicted model, not a curated record. Lineage: Eukaryota; Metazoa; Chordata; Actinopteri; Perciformes; Liparidae. Gene Ontology annotation, molecular function: damaged DNA binding; DNA helicase activity; double-stranded DNA binding. Bases 5 to 2176 code for a protein of 723 amino acids.